AAAAGCAACACUCAUACAGAUGCCAAGCAGGAAGAUACAGCAAGCAUAUAAUAAAGAACAAUUAAUUUGCUUCAGAAGGAAUGUCUGUGAAAUAAUAAAUUAUUUAAAAACAGGUUUCCUUCUGUUUAUCUUCUUUUAAUCUUAGUUAUUUUCUAACUAGGCAAUGAAGACUCUGGUUCCACUUAAUGUCUUGGUAACCUUGCAUUGAAAUGCUAGUAUUUUACAGCACUGAUACCUAAUUUUAGCAAUCAUUAUUAUGCAUAAGUGUCUUGAAAUUUGCUACUUUUUACACUUACAGGUUUUGCUGAGGGCGCGCAGACUUAAUUUAGUUCAUUACUAUAAGGCAAAAUGAGACACUUCAUGGAUUUUUCAUAAGGACACACAUUUUUGUUUACGGUUAGAUGAACACAAUAAGCUGUGUAACGCCUAUGUCUGAGUAGAUGUAGGUAUUUAUGCUGUGCACAGGUUAACUUUUUCUUUUCUCCAGAUAUGUAGGCAUAAAGCAUGGAUAAAAGUGCAGUGUUUAGUUCUUAGACAUUGCACAAUGUCCUUUGGUCAGCAGUUACUUUAUACAAACUUGAUUUCUGUAUUACUGUGUGGGAGGAUGGUAGCAUUCAUCAUAAAUCCCAAGGCUAGAAAUUAGAAGAUCUGAGCAGAUUAAGAAGAUCUUUUUAAAGGAAACUUGCAAGAAAAGUUCUUUCAUUUGAAAAGCUAUGGUUGACUUUCUCAAAUUAUGGUUGUUUGCUCAUCUGACCCAUUUGUCCAGUAAAAAUAAUGCUAAAUCCUGUGACAUCUUCAGUAGAGCUUUUUUUCAUCACGGGAAUACAGUAUUCAUUGCUUCAUGGCAUUUGCUUUUUAUAAACAAGAACUAUGAUUGAUAAUGUUCUUGUGAGUAUCCUAAACCAGCGUUUGGAACAUACAUAUUUCAGGUGUGAAUAUGCAGCCAGACCUUGAUACUAUAACCACUGUGUUCCAGUUAUAUAUUUGGUAAGUAUUUUCAUAUUUUUUUAAAAAAAAUGUAUGGAUUUUUUUUAACCAAUGGAUACUCCAUCACUAAAAAUCAGCAUUAUCUUGGAUCCUUUCUCAGUCUUCAGUCUUUUGCAAAUUGCAGUAGCAUACAUUCUGAAAAACAUGACUGCUGAUUUAGAACACCUUCAGUCACUGAUGCAAGCUUAAGAAGAAGCAUCAGCAGUGUAGGAUGGCUAUACUACAAUUUUCACUCCAUGGAAAGUCUGCUCAGUGUUUUGCAGUGCCAUGCAUUCUCUGUUACAUGGCAUACGCCUACACUGGCUCAACCAGCGGAAAAUCGACAAAAGCAUGCAGACGCUGACAGAGAUGCUUGAAGAAGUUGAAGAAGUAGAGGUCAUCUGGUGUGAAGCUUCUAGAUAACACCUGCUGGCUGCAGCGUGGGGGGAUUCAGCUUCCUUCUGGAGCCUGAGCAAAUCACUUGAGGAAGAUCUUGCUUUCUGCUGCAUCCUGAAGACAACAUGGAAGGGGAGAGCAUCUAUGAAGUUGAUUCUGGAGAUGGGCUUGGAGCUGAUAUUAUUUCUACAGUUGAAUUCAACCACACUGGAGAACUGCUGGCUACUGGUGACAAGGGGGGUCGGGUUGUUAUAUUCCAAAGGGAACCUGAGAGUAAAAAUGAGCCUUACAAUCAGGGGGAGUACAAUGUUUACAGCACUUUCCAGAGCCAUGAACCAGAAUUUGAUUAUUUGAAGAGCUUGGAGAUAGAAGAAAAAAUAAACAAGAUCAAGUGGUUACCACAGCAAAAUGCAGCUCAUUCACUUUUAUCAACAAAUGAUAAAACAAUCAAGUUAUGGAAAAUUACUGAAAGAGAUAAGAGACCAGAGGGGUACAACUUAAAGGAUGAAGAAGGAAAACUUAAAGAUCUUUCUACAGUAACAUCACUGCAGGUGCCUGUAUUGAAACCUAUGGAUUUGAUGGUAGAAGUCACUCCCCGGAGAAUCUUUGCUAAUGGUCACACCUAUCAUGUCAACUCAAUAUCUGUCAACAGUGACUGUGAGACAUACAUGUCAGCAGAUGAUCUCAGGAUUAACCUCUGGCAUUUAGCAAUCACAGAUAGGAGCUUCAAUAUUGUAGAUAUAAAGCCAGCCAAUAUGGAAGACCUGACGGAAGUGAUUACAGCCUCUGAGUUCCAUCCCCAUCACUGCAAUCUCUUUGUCUACAGCAGCAGCAAAGGAUCCCUGAGACUCUGUGACAUGAGGGCAUCAGCCCUCUGUGACAAACAUUCCAAGCUUUAUGAAGAACCAGAAGACCCCAGUAACAGAUCAUUUUUUUCAGAAAUUAUCUCUUCAGUGUCAGAUGUCAAAUUCAGUCACAGUGGUAGAUACAUGCUAACAAGAGAUUACCUCACUGUCAAGGUUUGGGAUCUGAACAUGGAAACAAAGCCUGUAGAAACAUACCAGGUCCAUGAUUACCUUAGGAGCAAGUUGUGUUCCCUUUAUGAGAAUGACUGCAUCUUUGAUAAGUUUGAAUGUGCAUGGAAUGGAUCAGACAGUGUGAUAAUGACAGGUGCAUAUAACAACUUUUUUCGAAUGUUUGACCGAAAUACCAAACGAGAUGUCACCUUGGAGGCAUCCCGAGAGAGCAGUAAACCACGAGCUAUUCUUAAGCCCCGGAGAGUCUGUGUCGGAGGCAAACGGAGGAAAGAUGACAUCAGUGUUGACAGCUUGGACUUUACUAAGAAGAUCUUGCAUACAGCAUGGCACCCAACCGAGAACAUCAUUGCUAUAGCAGCGACAAACAAUCUGUACAUAUUUCAGGAUAAAGUGAACUCAGAAAUGCACUAGAUUAUUCAAUAUCCCUCUCUAUUUACAAACCAGCCUCUUAAGAGUUGUAGAAGGAUGUGAUCUUCACAAAAAUUGUGGCUUCUUGUGGUGGGAUUUGUAGGUUGCAUCCUUUCAUCCCUCAGCCUGUAUCAUUACUGGUGGCAAGCCAACUACUUUCCAUCACUGCAACUGUAUGAGUAAAAGGCACGACUGCAAAUCCAGUACUGUGGUCUGUAUCGGUUCCUUUAAACAAACAGGGGUAUUUACUCACUUUGGGAGCGUUCCUGAGGAGGGCUGACGCCUCAACUCCCAUCAGUCCUUCCAAGGGUCUCUGGUUCGUAGGACCAUGCUGUUCUGUUGCCCUGCCUGCUUUUGCAGUCCACAGCAUUUACCACAUUGUUAGAGCUUUUUGCCACAAUCUUGUGAUCAUUUUUUUUUCCAGUAACGUUCUCCUGUCUUUCAACUAAGCCAAGCCUGUUUGAGUGAACAAAUAUCCCCAUCCCUUUAAAGCAUGUGGCAGAUUGGAGGGGCCUCAUGACAGUUAUAACUGGAAGGAGAAUCCCUGCUGGUGAAAAGCUGCCCCGUCUCACCUGUCCCAUUCCCUUCUUUACAACACCCUCUAAUUUAUUUAUUUAUUGACAUUACUUUAUGCUUCAACUUCCCGAGUAAGUGACAGACUGGUAUAGUUACUCAGCCAGCUUAUUCUAAGAAGUUUAUUCUCCAUAGAUCUCUUUGCUUUCUUUAAAACAGUAACUAGUGUCUUUAUCACGUGGAGGACUAUUUAAAAAAUUGGUAUUGCCACUCCAGUGGGACUGGCUGGUCAGACACAGCCUGACAAUUAACACACAAACCCGUCUUACCACUUGGGGGUUGGAGUCCUGGAAACUUUGGCUAGAAGUGCUGUCCUUGAAGGCAACUAUCAACUUCAGUGGGAACAAAGUUGCAUCACUGCUAGACACUUCAGAAAGUCCCUCGUUGGUUGAUUGCAGCGUGGUUAUUUUAAGCCCGGCCUUUUGGGGAAAACAGGCAAUGCCAUGGUAUCUGCGGCUGUAAAAAGAAUGGUACUGCGAGAUGCAGCACUGCUCAGUGAAUUUUAACGCUUUUAAAUGAGUCUGCUACUGGGAGACAAAAUUAUUCCUGGAGAAGUAGGAAAAAUCAAAACCUCCAAACUAAACAAAACCUUCUUCCACAUAAAUACUGUUAGAGCUAUCUCUGUUUUAAAAUAAAUAGUGAUGUAAAUGGAAAAGGAGAGUACACGUGAUCGGUGUAGCGCAUGCAGGAAUUAUAUGGGAAUGGUGCAGUAGGCAGGGAGUCCUCUUAAUCCAGGAAAAGAAAGUUCUGCUGCAUCCCUAAUAGCUCUGGCAGAAAAAUUAAUAUCCCAAAGGAUUUCUCCUCAAACCAUGAAUAAAAGAGCAGAACUCAGAUGACCUGUUAAUCUGCCCAUAUUAAAACUCCUCAGAAAAAAAAAAAAAAAAAAAAAAGAAAAGAAAAAGUCUUUAAGCCAUUAUGCACUGGUUUCUUGGUAAGUGGAGAAUGUACUGAUGGAGGAGUCUGCAUGCUUUUAUAUUUUGGUUUGGGGGAAAAGGUAGUGAAAAUCUGCUUACAAGAACUAAAAAAAAGUCUGCAGCUUUUAUAUCACUGACAUCUUAACACAACACAUGAAAUCUGUAUGUUUGAAGUUUUCUAGAUCAAUGCUGUAUAUUUUGUGUGUAGAAGCACAAAUGCAUGUGCAUCAGUUUCCAGCCACACUAAACACAUAUGGUAUGAAACGUGUAGGUUAAUUUUAAAGGGAAUGAGGAAUGUUUGUUUAUGAAAUACUGUAUGCUGUAGCAGGCAUGGACAGUAUAUGUACAUAUUGAUUCUAAUGAAAUUUAACAAAAUUGCCUUUUUUUUUUUCUUGUAAAAAGGUUUAAGAAUGUGGUAAAUUGUAUAGAAAUCUUGUUAAUGCCAAACUACUGCUUCAAGGUUGUCAUACAAUUUCUUUGACUUUUGGCCUCCUCCAUUAACCUUUGCAGCUAAAAAAAAAAACAAAAACAAACAAAAAAAGCUAUCAGCUUAUAUUGGCAUUUACAGCUAGAAGUACUGUAAAACAUAUAUUUAGCUUUUAACAUUCUCAAGUAAGAUUCUAUAGAUAACUUAUUAUAAAGCAGAUCUUAAUACAACAAUUUUUUGUUUUUAAUUUGAAGUACCUUACUCUGUUAACAGCUUUGGGUACCAAAAAGAAUAUGUUAAAGUUAAAUAAAGAAAUAUAUCUUUGGAGCUUUAUAAAACUAAUGAAAUGCCCAACCAAAAUACCAUGAAGUGACUAUAAAGGAAAUAAAUAGAAACCUUUCAAAGACCAGUAUUCCGUUCCUGUCUUUGGCAUCACUCGUACAGAUCGGUUUCCUGGUUUCUUGAAUGUAUGGAAAGUUAACAUCGUCAUUGUGAACGUUCCAACUUUCUUUCUCUUUUUAGUUUGAGCUUUCAGUGGUGUAGAGUAAGUGAUGGUAAAGUUGGUAAAUCUGAUUGUUUUGAAAGCUGUUGUUCAUGGCUGCAUUCUUUGUGUUGCACAAAUUAGCUAACUGUUGUUGAAUAAAAAUAUAAAUAUGUUAAUACCAGCUUUUUCAAUAAAACUACAACCAAAAGGCAUAAAUA
Messenger RNA from Falco peregrinus (peregrine falcon), 5423 nucleotides. RefSeq names its product protein phosphatase 2 regulatory subunit Bgamma (gene PPP2R2C). The transcript is spliced from 10 exons. Gene Ontology annotation, biological process: peptidyl-serine dephosphorylation. Gene Ontology annotation, molecular function: protein phosphatase regulator activity; protein binding. The record is from RefSeq and is a predicted model, not a curated record. Gene Ontology annotation, cellular component: cytosol; protein phosphatase type 2A complex. NCBI's taxonomy places the organism in Eukaryota, Metazoa, Chordata, Aves, Falconiformes, Falconidae. The coding region runs from base 1488 to 2810 and encodes 440 amino acids.